This is a messenger RNA of Fusarium odoratissimum NRRL 54006, 1725 nucleotides long. Its product is annotated as 1-pyrroline-5-carboxylate dehydrogenase. Gene Ontology annotation, cellular component: mitochondrial matrix. The record is from RefSeq and is a predicted model, not a curated record. The coding region runs from base 1 to 1725 and encodes 574 amino acids. The transcript has 3 exons. NCBI's taxonomy places the organism in Eukaryota, Fungi, Ascomycota, Sordariomycetes, Hypocreales, Nectriaceae. Gene Ontology annotation, molecular function: L-glutamate gamma-semialdehyde dehydrogenase (NAD+) activity.
AUGUUCAGAUCUCUUAGCUCUCAGCAUCGGCCUCUGGCUCGACUUGGUGCUCUUCACCAGCACAAGCCCAAAGCUCUGUUAGCCAGCCGGUAUUUGAGUCUGUGGAACCCACCAAAAUUCAAGAAUGAGAAAAUGUUCGACUAUGCCAAGGGUUCCCCAGAACGAGCCCAGCUUACAGAAAGUAUCAAGAGGCUCAAGAGCUCGUUCCCUGUCAAGAUUCCCAUUCAAAUCAGCGGCGCAGAGAUCACCAGCAAGCAAAUUCUUAAGCAGCAAAACCCAUCAAACCACAAAGAAGUCGUGGCAGAAUAUGCAACCGCCACGCCUGAGCAUGUCAACGCAGCUAUAGACGCCGCUCUCAAGGCCAAGCCCGCUUGGGAAGCUCUGCCCUUUGAAGAUCGCGCAGCCAUUUUCCUUCGUGCAGCCGAGUUGGUAACUGGUAAAUAUCGCUCGGAUAUCGUUGCGGCAACCAUGCUUGGCAUGGGCAAAAAUAUAUGGCAAGCUGAGAUUGAUGCUCCAGCCGAGACAGCAGACUUCUUCCGUCAUUAUAUCGACGAGGCAUGGAAGCUGUAUGCUCAGCAACCGAAAGUACAGACGCCUGGUGUAUGGAACAAGAUGGAGUAUCGACCAUUGGAGGGCUUUGUAUAUGCAGUGUCCCCUUUUAACUUCACUGCUCUUGGUGCCACGCUUGUCGGACCAGCUGCUUUACUCGGGAACGUCGUGGUUUGGAAGCCUUCUGACUCAGCUAUACAUGCAAGUUGGCUUCUGUAUCAGAUCCUUCUUGAAGCCGGUCUUCCAAAGGACGUCAUUCAGUUCUUGCCAGGCGAGCCCAACGAGGUCACUGAUGCAGUCCUGAAGAGACCUGAGUUCGGCGCUCUGACCUUCAUCGGCUCGACCAAGGUCUUCAAGGGAUUGCAGAAGAAAAUUGGCAACGGUAUUGGGGACGAGAUCUACAACUCGUAUCCCCGGGUUGUCGGAGAGACCGGCGGCAAGAACUGGGGAAUUGUUCACCCAACUGCAGAUGUGAAGAGUGCUGCUCUCAACACAGUUAGAGCUGCUUUUGAGUACCAGGGACAGAAGUGCUCCGCCAACUCUCGUGUCUACGUCGCGGCGUCAGUGUGGCCUGAGUUCAAGAAACACCUUCAAGAGCAAGUGUCUGCUUUGAAGGUUGGAGACGUCGAGAACUACGAAAACUUCAUCAAUCCAGUCAUUCAUGAGGCCUCGUUCGAUAAGCUUAACAAGAUUAUCGAGGAUGCUAAGGAUGACAAGGAACUGGAACUUGUCGUCGGUGGCAAGGCGUCUAAGGACAAAGGCUACUACGUUUACCCAACAGUCUAUCGGACAACCAACCCUCGUCACGAAAUCAUGACACAAGAGCUUUUCGGCCCUAUCCUCGGCAUCUAUGUCUUUCCUGACAAUGAGUGGGAAGAAACCUUGACUCUUCUUGAUACUACAUCCAGAUACGCUCUGACAGGUAGUAUUUUUGCCAAAGACCCAUACGUGCUACGCGAGGCUCAAAAUGCUUUGAAGCACGCUGCUGGCAUGCUGUAUCUGAACACUAAGUGUACUGGUGCGGUGGUGGCUCAACAGCCUUUUGGAGGUUCUCGUGACUCGGGCACUAAUGAUAAGACUGGAACUAUGGCCCAUUUGCAGAGGUUCGUGAGCACGAGGACGAUCAAAGAGGAGUUUGUGCCGUUAGAGAAAGUUCUAUACCCCUCUAAUGAGUAA